Messenger RNA from Mytilus trossulus (common blue mussel), 1327 nucleotides. RefSeq names its product methylmalonyl-CoA epimerase, mitochondrial-like. Gene Ontology annotation, molecular function: methylmalonyl-CoA epimerase activity. NCBI's taxonomy places the organism in Eukaryota, Metazoa, Mollusca, Bivalvia, Mytilida, Mytilidae. Bases 95 to 601 code for a protein of 168 amino acids. The record is from RefSeq and is a predicted model, not a curated record. Gene Ontology annotation, cellular component: mitochondrion. Gene Ontology annotation, biological process: L-methylmalonyl-CoA metabolic process. The transcript is spliced from 6 exons.
GUAAUUUCUUUGAGCAAAAGAAGCGUAGCCAAACUGGUACAAAAAUGUAACAAAAUUUGCUAAAAGAACCAGACGAAAAUAUAAAAACACAAAAAUGUCAUCACUAGGAGCCAAGUUGCUUGUCAAUUGUUUAAGAAAACUGUCUUAUUCACAAGCCAGACAUAUUCACAGAACAUUACCAAAGUCUACUAAGAAAUGGAACAUUGGAAAGAUAAAUCAUGUAGCUAUGGCAACACCAGACAUAGAGAAAGCUACCAGUCUUUUUAGAGAUGUCCUUGGUGCUAAAGUCAGUGAGAAGCAUCCGCAGCCAGACCAUGGAGUAUACACUGUAUUUGUUGAACUAGGAGACACGAAAAUUGAGUUACUUAAUCCAUUAGGAGAUAAAAGCCCAAUUCAGAACUUUUUGGACAAGAAUAAAAGUGGUGGUAUGCAUCACAUAUGUAUUGAGGUUGACAAUAUAGAAGAGGCCAUGAAGGAUUUGAAAGCAAAGAAAAUCAGAUUGUUAAGUGAUGAAGCUAAAAUAGGAGCACAUGGCAAGCCCGUAGUAUUUCUGCACCCAAAAGACUGUAAUGGUGUCCUAGUUGAAUUAGAGCAACAGUGAAGAAGGCUUUAAAUAAUUAUAUAGAUGACUGCUGGCAAUAAAACAUCAGCUUUAGAGUGUGUUUACUGAAAAACUAUUUGAGAUUGACUUAAAAUGUCACAAUAACUGUCAUUUAUAUAGUGCUAUUCCAUGUAUAAUGAUAAAUUGUCGUUUUAAGAUUAUAUUGGUCCUUUGCAUUGUUUGUUUUUUUGAAAUAUUAGGUGUUUUGAAACUUUUGUCCCUCCCCCUCUCUUUGAUGAUAAAUUUUUGUAUUAUUGAAAAUGAAAAAAAAAAUUGAUAUAAAAGGGCACUGACCUACUUCAAUACUAUUAGAUUAAAGAUAUGUGUGGGGUGUUUUGUUUGCUUGUUAUUAAUUCAUUUGAGGCUAUUCCACUACAUUCUAAACAUUUAUAGGCUUUUUUGAUAAAUUUUAAUUGAUUGUAUUACUAAAUGUAUAAAUGCUACAUAUCUUUCUUUUUAAUUGUUAAUUGAGUUCCAAGCGCAAACCAAAUUUAACAUAAAUACUUGCCAAUUACUUAUACUGAGUGUGUGAUAUUGUUGAAUGGGCAUCAUUGACAUUGAAGAUGACAGAAGUUCUUCAGAAUCACUAGUCUUCCUUCAAAAUUUGAUAAAAUGGCUAAGCCAUCAUAAAGAAUUACAAUAUGACAUUGUGUAUAUUGAUUGUAUAUUUAUGUAGCUUAAAAAGCACUGAGGUAUUUUCACUUAUAAACAAUCAUAAAUGAGUUA